Molecule: messenger RNA, 1160 nt
Organism: Pectinophora gossypiella (pink bollworm)
Lineage: Eukaryota; Metazoa; Arthropoda; Insecta; Lepidoptera; Gelechiidae
Gene: Had1
Product: lambda-crystallin homolog
Exons: 6
Coding region: 117-1082 (321 amino acids)
Biological process (GO): fatty acid metabolic process
Molecular function (GO): oxidoreductase activity, acting on the CH-OH group of donors, NAD or NADP as acceptor; NAD+ binding
Source: RefSeq, a predicted model, not a curated record
AUCUGUGAUCUGAGUACAGUCACGUACAAUCGGUACAAUGAUAACUAGUUUAUAACUUCAUACCGUAGUGUGCGCGGGAGUGUCAUUCAGUAGGACGCCGGCGAGCUCGAAACACUAUGGCACCUUUCAAGACAGAAAAAGUUGGUAUCGUUGGCAGUGGACUUAUCGGGCGAUCAUGGGCGAUGCUGUUUGCCUCGGUGGGGUACCAGGUGACCAUCUUUGACAUCAUCCCGCAACAAGUUGCCGACGCCCUCGCCGACAUCAAAGUCCAGCUGAAGACUCUGGAGAAAGACGGUCUGCUUCGUGGCCAUCUGAACGCUGACCAGCAAUUCCAGUGCAUUAAAGGAUCGACAAACCUUGCGGAGGCUAUGAAAGACGCCAUCUUCGUCCAAGAAUGCGUGCCAGAGGACUUGAAUCUGAAGAAGAAAGUGUUCCAGGAUUUGGACAAAGUGGUGAACGAUAAGACCAUCAUGUCUAGUUCGACUAGUACCACGUUACCCUCUUUGUUCUCCGAAGGACUGAAACACAAGUCACAGAUAAUCGUUUCUCAUCCUGUAAAUCCGCCAUACUACGUGCCGUUGGUGGAGAUCGUGCCUGCUCCUUGGACAAAGCCAGAGGUAGCCAAGAAGACUAGGGAGAUUAUGGAGGAGAUCGGUCAGCAACCUGUCUCUCUUUCCAGGGAAGUCGACGGAUUUGUUCUUAAUCGCAUCCAAUACGCCAUCUUGAACGAGGCUUGGCGCCUUGUAGCUGAUGGUAUUGUCGACGUCAAAGACAUUGACAAGGUCAUGUCGGAGGGACUCGGUAUGCGGUAUGCCUUCCUUGGAUCUUUGGAGACUGCACACUUGAACGCUGAGGGCAUGAAGUCGUACAUUGAAAGGUAUGGUGAGACAAUUUACAGUGUGAGUAACACAUUCGGCCCCAUUCCUCGUAUGACAAAAAGCAACGCUGCCGAAUCCAUCUGCCAACAACUCAAUCAAAUGGUGCCUUUGGAUAAACUCCAAGAACGCAGAGCAUGGCGUGACGCGUGCCUAACGCGACUGUCGCUCCUCAAGAAAGAAAUGAACCAAAAGUACAAGCAAUAAACAUACAUUCUUGAAUGUUAAAAAACUACUUAGUACUGUUAAAAUCUAUGAAAUAUGAAAUAAAUACGAGAACAAUUA